ACAUAGACUGCAUUUGACAGAUCACAUGACUGCACGAAUGAACAAGCCCUUUGUUAAUUGCAGUCAGUCAACCUGCUGCCUGCAGGCAUUGUGGGCUGUCGUCUGUGCACUCUUAUACAAGCUACCUUUGACUUUUGGAGUACUCCCACGGAGGAUAUCACGCAGAGUGGACCAAGAUGAAGAACAUUUCCCUGCUUCUGUUGGUUGCAUUAACAGCCCUCACGGAGUCUCGACAAGGCUACAACAUCAGGCGUGACAAGCGGGAGCUUUUGGUGCGUUCCAAAAGAAGGUGGGUUUUGUCUACGAUUGAAAUAAUAGAGGAAAAUAAAGGGCCAUUCCCCAAAGAAAUUGCAAAGAUGUAUAAUGACCAGACGGAUCAGGAGGGGCAAAUCUACCGUAUCAGUGUAAAGAGUGCGACCGGUAAUUUGAUUGAAGGAGUGUUCUCCAUCAAUGAAAGUACCGGACUCGUCUAUGUCCAUCAACGUAUCGACAGAGAGGAAAUCGAUCUUUUCAAAAUCACGUUUGACAUCUUAAGCAAAAAGACUCGCAAAGAAAUAGACAAGAGACUAGCUUUUGAUAUACAAAUAAAGGACAUCAAUGACAACGCGCCGACAUUUAUCGAUCUUCCUACGAAUGUGGAAGUGAAGGAAAAUACAGAAGAGGGGUUCUUGCCAGUGCAGCUGAAGGUCAUGGACAGAGAUGAGACGAAUACACCUAACUCUGAAAUCACCAUCAGAGUGGUUAAACAGACCCCAGCAGAGCCCAAGAUUGAUUUGAAGAUGAUGAAUGACGGAAUGGCCCAGCUCACCUUUACAGGAUGUUUUGACUACGAUAAAGUAAAGAAGUAUGAAGUUACUGUUGAAGCAAAAGAUCAUGGAAGCCCGUCCCUUUCCUCUACUGCUGUUGUUACUCUCAAUGUUGUUGACUCAAACAGUCAUCCACCGACAUUCAAGGAGAAAAAGUACCAAGGUGAGGUGUUAGAAUCAGUCAUCAAGGACGACAUUUUGAGAAUUGCGGUAGACGACAAAGACACUCCUAAAACUCCUGGCUGGCGUGCAAAAUACUACUUCAUUGAAGGGAAUCAGGAAGGAAACUACAAAAUUGAAACUGACCCCGCAACUAAUGAGGGUAUUCUGAGUGUCAUCAAGGGAAAGGAUUUCGAGGUGACAACUACUACAACCCUGCGGGUCGGAGUAGCGAAUGAGGAACCUUUAUUUGUUUGUAAAUCUAAAUCAACUGGUGGCGCCGGCCCACCUCCAGAUACAGUAAAUAUCACAAUAAAAGUGAUAGAUGCCAAUGACCCACCUAACUAUGAGAAAGAUCCAUUUGUUGUGUACCAGAAAGAAGAGGAGGUGCCAGGAAAGGUGCUGUUCACUCCAAAAGUGAAAGAUGUUGACUCAGACGAAUCCCAAAUCAGGCAUAUGAUAAUAAAAGAUCCAGCUGGCUGGGUGACCAUUGAUGAGAAAACAGGAACACUCACAACAACUAAGAAGAUGGACAGAGAGUCACCCUUUGUUGAUGACAAAGGCAUUUACAAAAUAAUCGUCGGUGCUAAAGAUAAUGGUGAACCUCCAGCCACGGGUACAUGCACUGUCCUGGUCCACCUCAGAGAUAUCAACGACAACGUGCCCAAGCUGGUCAAUAAAGAGCUCAUUAUGUGUGGAAACAAGGGCAACAUGGUCAUGGUGUCUGCCAACGACACAGACGCUGAUCCUUACAGUGGACCCUUCGCCUUCUCCCUGGGGGGUGAUGACAAAACUCUGACGCAGCGAUGGAAACUAGACCCUGCCUUUGGUAAGGAAGGUGGGCUUGUUAGCCUGACGACACUUGCUUAUGGUAACUACUCAGUGCCCCUGGUGAUUCAAGACCAACAGAGCUCGAUUGGACGUGAUACUUUGAAAGUGAUAGUGUGUGACUGCGGAGAGGGAGAUGUUUGUCGUAGCAAAGUGCCGUCCUCAUCCAGCCUUGGGUCAGCGGGCAUUGGACUACUCCUUUUAGGACUCCUAUUAUUUUUGUUACUGCUCCUCCUCUUUAUAUGUCAGUGUGGAGGUAGGGCGAAGCCCAUGCCCAUGGUGGAGGAUGAGGGCAACCAGACCCUCAUCAAGUACAACCAAGAAGCAGGGGGCUCCGAAUGCAAGGCUGAGCCCACUCUGCUCCUGACACCUAGAAACAGUGUGGCUGUGACAGAUGGCCUAAAACUUGGCACCAUGCAGAUGUCUCAGGCUGGUCGAAGAAUGGCCCAGGACAGGAUUACGUACGACAGCUCAGGGCUCCCCGCCAACUAUACCAUGACUUCAAUGGACAUGCAGCCUCACAGAGACACUCUCGGAAGCCAGGAAGGCGGGCAGACCAUGUACUCUACAUGGACUACAAACAGGGUGAACACCUACCAGGGAGGCUCAUCAAGAUACAACCGCUCUCUCAGCCUGCUGUCAAAUCACCAGAUCACAGAUCACAUCGCCAGGGGAGGCUCUUCAAGAUACAACCGCUCUCUCAGCCUGCUGUCAAAUCACCAGAUCACAGAUCACAUCGCCAGGAGAUUGCACACGAUUGAUGGAAAACAUGUGGACCACCCAGUGUACCUACCCUACGAGUAUGCCUUCGAGGGACAGGGCAGCCAAUGCCAGUCUCUGGAUAGCCUGUCACUCAGCAACCUGGGAGAUGAUUUGAUGUUUCUAAAUAAUUUGGGGCCAAAGUUCAAGACCUUGGGAGGCAUCUGUCACCAGACACUUCAAGGAAAAAACAUACAGCUCUAAAAGGCACCAUUGGACUGGGAUUUUUAUAUCAAGCAAGUUGCUCUUCGGUCUGAGUUUGAGAUUGUAAUUUUGGACUGAUCUGACUGGAUCUUUGAAGAAAAUAUAUAUGACAAUGGUUGGAUUACAUCUCACAUAUUCAUAUAUUGUAUAAUGGCAUCCCCACGGAACAAGGAUUUGUAGCUUUUGAGGUUUGAGGUUUGUAGAUGAUUUUGCAUGCUUGAAGAUCGGGGCACUGCACAAACGGUCUCUGGUGCUCUGGUGAUUUUGAAAUGUUACAUUUCACACUAUGUUAAGAGUGAUUGCUGCCAUGUCACAGUGCUUUCAGCAGCACAUCAUUUCUAGCUCUUGAGGUUUUGGUAACUUUAACUGUUUUAAACUGUAAAUUCGUUGUAUAUAAGUUUUUUUUAUUUCUGCCAGUUAUACCAACAUAUCCUGUUGUAUCUUUUACAAAAGGACCGGCAGAAAUUUGAUUGGUUAAAAGCAUUGUAAUUCAACAGUAUUGGGACUUGUGGCCUGCUGUUUAUG
Molecule: messenger RNA, 3281 nt
Organism: Sander lucioperca (pikeperch)
Lineage: Eukaryota; Metazoa; Chordata; Actinopteri; Perciformes; Percidae
Gene: cdh26.1
Product: cadherin 26, tandem duplicate 1
Exons: 20
Coding region: 177-2756 (859 amino acids)
Biological process (GO): cell morphogenesis; cell-cell junction assembly; homophilic cell-cell adhesion
Cellular component (GO): catenin complex; plasma membrane; adherens junction
Molecular function (GO): calcium ion binding; cadherin binding
Source: RefSeq, a predicted model, not a curated record